AUGCGAGUUGCGCUCCUCAAAGGUCUCACCGCUUGCCUAUACCUCACGCGGACCCCAAACCAUGAGAAGCCAAAGCUGAACACGCAAAGAAGGCAUCCUCUCGUUGAGGCAUACUACGUAGAUGAUGACCACAACGAGGCGAAUUUAUAUAAACAUGGGAAGGAAAAAUCAUGGCAUGGUGGAAAAGCUAAGAGGAGCCUUUACGUUUACUGCUUUAGCAAGAAGUCCAUUCGUCGUCACCAGAAGGUAUUAAAACGAAGCCGGAGAACUAUGACCAGCAUGUCAGUAGUAACAGAAAGGAACGUGGAGGAGGGCAUACACCUGUGCGGUGAGGAAAAGUUCAAAUUAGAAGAUAUAUCCACCUGUCUUAGCGAAAUUUUUGAAAAAAAAAAAUGUGAAAAUAUUCCAUUUAUACAAGUUGCCCCCAUGAUAAAUGUCACCAAUAGACACUUCCGGGCGUUAGUAAGGACCAUCACAAGAAGGGCCCAAUUGUGGACUGAGAUGAUUGUUGACAAUACUUUGCUGUACAAUCUGAACAAUUUAGAAGAGCACCUAGGUUUUAACUCCAAUGAGCACCCAGUCGUUUGCCAGUUGGGUGGAUCUGAUGCCACUUCCCUCGCGGAAGCAGCUGUGCUAGUGGAACAGGCGGGUUACGAUGAAAUAAAUUUGAAUGUAGGGUGUCCAAGUACCAAGGUAGCUAAUAAGGGAGCCUUUGGAGCAUACUUGAUGAAAAAACCGGAGCAUGUACGAAGUAUAGUAUACGAGAUUAAGAGAAAAGUCCACAUUCCUGUAUCUGUAAAAAUUAGAACAGGGGUUGAUGAUUGUGAUUCUUUCCCCUUUCUAAGAUCCUUUGUCGAAUGUGUCUCCUCAGUAGGAUGCACUAAUUUUAUUGUACACGCAAGAAAAGCCUGGUUAAAAGGAUUGGAUCCGAAGCAGAAUAGGUCCAUACCCCCAUUGGAGUACCACAAAGUGUACACCCUGUGUCAGUUAUAUCCCCAUUUAAAAUUUACCCUAAAUGGGGGGGUCAAAACGAUGGAGGAAGCUGUGGCUUUGCUAAAUGGCUACCUACCGAGCAAAGACAAAUUUGAUGGCGAAAAAAGUUAUGUGAAAGUGGAAAACUAUCAUGUGAAUCCCCUCAAUGGGGUUAUGCUUGGACGAGCUUGCAUGGAGAACACCACCGUUCUGUCCCAAACGGACCAGCUGGUGUAUAAUGAGAGGCCCCCCCCCACAGCAUUCAGCAGAAGAACCGUGUUAGACGCAUACAAAUCUUAUUUGGAGGAAAACUCCACCUUGUGCAGCUUAUCAAGUGCGUUUGAAUUGUUAAAGCCAAUUUUGGGCAUCCUUAAGGGUAUGCCUGGCCAUCGAAUUUUUAGAAACAAACUGGAUACAUACAUCAGGAAUUAUGCCUCCACCUUGCCGUGUUCAGGCAUUUUGGAGAAGGCCAUGGUGGACGUGGACGCCGCGGCCCCCGGUUGCCUGGAUCUACCCCUGGCUGACUACAAGUUGCAGCAGGAGUACGUUAAAAAUUAUUAG
Molecule: messenger RNA, 1533 nt
Organism: Plasmodium inui San Antonio 1
Lineage: Eukaryota; Apicomplexa; Aconoidasida; Haemosporida; Plasmodiidae
Product: tRNA-dihydrouridine synthase A
Exons: 1
Coding region: 1-1533 (510 amino acids)
Biological process (GO): tRNA dihydrouridine synthesis
Molecular function (GO): tRNA dihydrouridine synthase activity; flavin adenine dinucleotide binding
Source: RefSeq, a predicted model, not a curated record